GAUAGUUUAUGUCUACGAAUCGUUGGUUUUGAAGUUCCGUCUGCCGUAGCGAAGGGACAGUCGAUUGGACUCCACUGUAACUUCGAUCUGGAAGGGGAUGAGCUCUACUCUGUUAAGUAUUAUAAGGAUUACGUCGAGUUUUAUCGAUAUUUGCCGACGGAUGAGCCCCGACCCGCACAAAAGUUUAAGCUUAAGGGAGCUUAUGUUGACCUACAAGUUCUCACAUCUCAAUUCCCGUUAAAAAUGUAA
Medioppia subpectinata is the source of this 249-nucleotide messenger RNA. NCBI's taxonomy places the organism in Eukaryota, Metazoa, Arthropoda, Arachnida, Sarcoptiformes, Oppiidae. The record is from the annotation of a GenBank genome assembly.